AUGAAGUGCCUGAACAACCGCGCCGAGAGCCACCUGACGGGACAGGUAGAGUGCGAGUUGGACAGCGUGGACAAUAGGGGAUGGGUGAACCAGGGCUUCUGUGGCUCCCCUCCGCCCUCCGCCCCAGCUGUCAGCACCAUCUACAACUCCCAGCCCCUCUUCCAGGGCUCCAUGGACAGCAUGUACAGACUGGACACCCCUGGCCCUUUCCUAGAGGAACCGCCAUCCACGGACCAAAGCCGGGUGAAGAAACGAAGAGGCUGCUGCUCGUUUAUCAAAGGUUUAUGGGGAACAACAUUGACUGAAAACACCUCAAACAACCGGGAACUGUUUGUCCGAACCACGUUACGGGAGUUACUGGUCUAUCUGGUGUUCCUGGUGGAUAUAUGCCUCCUGACAUACGGUAUGACCAGCUCGAGCACCUACUACUACACUAAAGCCAUGACGGACCUGUUUGUGAAUACAGCCGGUGACAGUGGGGUUACGUUUCAGUCCAUUGGCACCAUGGCCGACUUCUGGACUUAUGCCCAGGGCCCAUUACUGGACGGCCUCUACUGGACUAAAUGGUACAACGACCAGUCCCUGGAGAGCGGAGACCAGUCCUUCAUCUACUAUGAGAACAUGCUGCUGGGAGUCCCCAGAAUGAGGCAGAUCAAGAUCAUGAACAACUCCUGCAAGGUCCACCGCGACUUCCAAGAUGAGAUCACGGGAUGUUUCGACGUCUACAAUGAGAAGAAGGAGGACGACCUUAGCUUCGGUCUCAUCAAUGGCACUGCUUGGACCUACCACACGGAGAAAGAAAUCAAAGGUUCCUCUCACUGGGGCUUGCUGACCACAUACAGUGGAGCGGGGUACUAUCAAGACCUAAGUCGGACCAAAGAGGAGAGCGCCAUCACACUGCAGGAACUGGUGGACAACCUGUGGCUGGACCGAGGCACCAGAGCGGUCUUCAUCGACUUCUCGACUUACAAUGCAAACAUCAACAUGUUCUGCGUCAUCACGUUGGUGGUUGAAUUCCCAGCAACCGGAGGAGCGAUCCCUUCCUACCAGAUCAGAACAGUCAGACUGAUUCGCUACAUCACCACUUGGGACUUCUUCAUCCUCGGGUGCGAGAUGGUCUUCUGUUUAUUCAUCCUCUAUUAUGUUGUGGAGGAGAUUCUUGAGCUGCGUAUACACAAGUUCGCCUAUUUCAACAGCAUCUGGAACAUACUGGAUAUUGUUGUGAUAAUGCUCGCCAUCGUUGCCAUUGUAUUCAAUAUUUUCCGAACUGUCAAAGUGGACAAAUUGCUUGGAAAACUGCUCGAACAACCUGGUAUCUACGCUGAUUUUGAAUUUCUGGCCUUCUGGCAAACACAAUACAACAACAUGAAUGCAGUGAACUUGUUCUUUGCGUGGAUCAAGGUUUUCAAGUACAUCAGUUUUAACAAGACCAUGACUCAGCUGUCCUCCACACUGGGUCGAUGUGCCAAAGAUAUCUUGGGCUUCGCCAUCAUGUUCUUCAUCGUGUUCUUCGCCUAUGCUCAACUUGGGUAUUUGCUCUUUGGGACAGAGGUUGAAUCUUUCAGCACCUUCGUCAAGUGCAUCUUCACACAGUUCAGGAUUAUCCUCGGAGACUUUGAUUACAAUGCUAUCGACCGAGCUAACAGAGUUCUCGGGCCGAUCUACUUCGUCACCUAUGUGUUCUUUGUUUUCUUUGUUCUGCUGAACAUGUUUCUGGCCAUCAUAAACGACACAUAUUCUGAGGUUAAGGAAGAGCUAUCAUCCGAAAAAGACGAGCUACAGAUUACCGACAUCAUCAAACAGAGCUAUUUGAAGACAUUUACGAAGCUGAAACUUAAGAAGGAGAAAAUAUCAGAUGUUCAGAAAGCGCUACGAUCUGGAUCCGGAGAAAUCGAGUUCAAGGACUUCAGAGAAACUCUAAAAGGGAUGGGACAUGCUGAUCAUGAAAUUUCUGCAGCCUUCUCGCGGUUCGACCGUGACGGGAACCAAAUUCUAGACGAAGUCGAACAAGAGAAGAUGAAAAUUGAGCUGGAGGAGAAGAGGGAUGCUCUUUGCGCUGAACUCAACAAUCUUGGGAGGAAUUACGAGAAAGAAUUACUGGAAAAGCCUCCUGUAACGUCCAAUGAGCAGAACAACCACUCAGGUCAAACCUUUGUGGAUCAGGAACAAUUCCUAAGACUGUCCAGACAAGUUCUCCACCUUGAAAGCUCUGUGGAAGGCAUCACAUCCAGGAUUGAGCUGAUUAUGGAGAAACUGGGAUUACAAGAGAAAGCUAAAGGGAAACUGACUAGAGAUGGAACAGCCUCAGACGGGAGCGUCCUGGUUUGUGUGGACAGAGGGACGAAGGUGUCAGCAAGGCAACCGGCUGCUCGUACCGACGCCACACGCGACAUUCACGUGAUUAAACUCUGAGAAACACAAUCACGGGUUAAAAUCUGGAAGGGUGAACGGCUUCGAAAAACCACAAACAUACAAACAACGUCGAUGUUCAACGCUCUUAAAAUGAUGUAAAUUCUGUAUAAACACAUUUUUGAAGUUAUUUGCUUACUAGGUGACUGUAGAGCUAAUAUAAUAAACUGGUUUGAAGUUUAAGCUCAGAUAUAUACAAUGUAUGUUGUAAUUAUUAGUGUUGCGUAAUAUAACUUCAUGUAUAUUAAUGUUAUACAAUGUUAUUUAACGUUAGACAUCCGACUAAGUGACUGC
Messenger RNA from Morone saxatilis (striped sea-bass), 2703 nucleotides. It is a transcript of the gene pkd2l1, whose product is annotated as polycystic kidney disease 2-like 1. The transcript is spliced from 15 exons. Gene Ontology annotation, molecular function: sodium channel activity; muscle alpha-actinin binding; calcium-activated potassium channel activity. Gene Ontology annotation, biological process: potassium ion transmembrane transport; detection of mechanical stimulus. NCBI's taxonomy places the organism in Eukaryota, Metazoa, Chordata, Actinopteri, Moronidae. Gene Ontology annotation, cellular component: membrane. The record is from RefSeq and is a predicted model, not a curated record. The coding region runs from base 1 to 2412 and encodes 803 amino acids.